AUGCUUUUGUUAUCUUCAUGCAUUAUGCGAUGCAUAAUAGUUUUAUUGGACUUAGUCUAUUUAUCCUAUUCGCUAUCGAUUAUUUAUUAUGAUGAAGAACUUGCUCGUAUGACAUUUGAUCAUGCUGCCGCUGUUUAUUCGGAAAAUCCAAAAAAAUGUCUACGAAAAUAUAAUCAAACUAAACUGUUACGUUUUGGUAAAGUACCAUGCGAUUAUAUGUACAAUAAAUGUUACUAUUUGAUAUCGGAGGUGAAUGAACGUAUAUUUAUUUCUUUUCGUGGCACGACAUCAAGAAUGCAAUUAAUUAAUGAAAUACUGGAGACAAUGUCAAUACCAAAGGCCAAAUUUGAUGCCGGUGGGUCCGUACAACAUUAUUUUUUAACUGCUUUCAAUAGUAUAUGGGGAAAAAUAUCGAAAUUCACCUUAAAAUUAUUUAAAGUUUACCCAUCCAGAAUAUUUAUUUUCACGGGUCAUUCUCUUGGUGGUGCAAUUGCAUCUUUGGCAAGUACGCAAUUUGCAUAUCAGUUAUAUAAUUAUAAUGUCCAAGUCUUAUUGAUUACUUAUGGACAACCACGAACCGGAAAUUAUAAAUUUGCCACGGCUCAUGAUCGACUUGUUCCUAACAGCUUUAGACUUGUUCAUCGAAAUGACUUGGUUCCUCAUUUGCCUUACUGUAUAGAAAGAUUAACUAACCGUUCAUGCACGCCAUUUUAUAACUAUGGUCCUUACCAUCAUGGAAUUGAGGUCUGGUAUCCGGGCCAUAUGGAUAAUCAGUCAUUUUAUAAAAUCUGUGAUAAAUGGCCACUGAAUGAAGAUGACACAUGCAGUGCAUAUUUACAUUAUCGAAUCGAAGAUCAUCUAUAUUAUUUCGAGAAAUAUGUUAGUGCUUAUGGCGAACAUGGAUGCACUUCAAAUGAAUAA
Dracunculus medinensis (Guinea worm) is the source of this 921-nucleotide messenger RNA. Lineage: Eukaryota; Metazoa; Nematoda; Chromadorea; Rhabditida; Dracunculidae. The record is from the annotation of a GenBank genome assembly.